AUGUCGUCUUCGGAAGGGGCCCCGGAGUCCUGGAUCUCCUCGUUUUGCUCCCUGAUGGGUCAUGAGUUCUUUGCGGAAGUGUCGGAGGACUUUAUCGAAGAUGACUUCAACUUGACAGGGCUGCAAUCGCAGGUGCCUAUGUACAAGGAGGCCUUGGAAAUGAUCCUGGACGUGGAACCCGAGGAGGACGAGGAAGAUGAAGAGGAGGAGGAGGAAGAAGAGGAUGAGGACGAGAUUCUAGGAGAUGAGAAGCCGCCAGGCUACCGCAGGGCAGGGGAACGGAGGCAUGCACGAGUCGCGAGUGAUCUGAGCGUCAUCGAGAGCUCUGCUGAAUUGCUUUACGGACUGAUCCAUCAACGCUACAUCACUUCACGGCCCGGUAUCCAGCAGAUGCUUGAAAAGUAUGAGAUGCAACAUUUCGGUGUCUGCCCGCGAGUCUAUUGCAACGGAUGCAAGGUUCUGCCCGUCGGACGUUCCGACACGCCUGGCCAAGAGACGGUCAAAUUGUUCUGCCCUAGUUGCCAAGAUCUCUACACUCCCCCGAACAGUCGGUUCCACUCGGUCGACGGAGCUUUCUUCGGAACUACCUUUGGAUGCCUGUUCUUUAUGACCUUCCCAGACCUCGAUAUCGGACCCCGGCUGGACAGCUCCCUCGCCGCGUUAUCACCGACCCGCUCCUCCUCCUUGACAUCUUCGAUCAACAACCAAGUGGUGCCGGAUGUGCCCCCUCCCAACCAGCCUGUUGAGAUCAACGGCGUGCGUACCGUCAACUUCAGCCCGGGUCUUGGACCGGGUCGGAUCUACGAAUCUCGAAUCUAUGGCUUCCGCGUGUCGGAACGCUCGCGCUCAGGACCGCGCAUGAAGUGGCUGCGGAUGAAGCCUCUUGAUGUUCGGGAAUUGGAUGAGCUGGCACGGUACGAGGCGCUGCACGGGGAGGCUGAUAAUGCUGAUAAUGAUGGGGACACGGAAAUGGGGAGCGCCCCCGGCAGCGCACAGAGUGCCGCCAUUGCGAAAAGGAAAAAGGCGCCCAUGCGCAGACGGCGAUACAAUCCUAACCAGAUGAGCAUCAACGGAGCGGAGGCCGGAUAA
Aspergillus tubingensis is the source of this 1089-nucleotide messenger RNA. RefSeq names its product casein kinase II subunit beta. The transcript has a single exon. Lineage: Eukaryota; Fungi; Ascomycota; Eurotiomycetes; Eurotiales; Aspergillaceae. Gene Ontology annotation, cellular component: cytoplasm; protein kinase CK2 complex. Bases 1 to 1089 code for a protein of 362 amino acids. The record is from RefSeq and is a predicted model, not a curated record. Gene Ontology annotation, molecular function: protein kinase regulator activity.